CGCAAAACCAACUGCCCAUAGUUUAAAAACCGAGAGUUAUCAAUUCCAUUCUCCGCGCAAUUCCGAACCGCGAGGUUGAUCACCAGGUAGCACCUGUCUAUCUACAUUCUCGUGCCGAAGGGAAUACUAUCAACAAAAAUAAGAACAAGAAUAAGAAGAAAAAAUGGGAAAUUGCUUCAGCAAGGGCUCCGGAUCCGGGAACUUCCGAGGCGAAGGCCGCGUUCUAGGUGGCAGUGGCAGCGCCACUACUCCGGCGGCGGCGGCGCGUCCGGCACCAGCAACAGCCGGCGGCGGAUACGGGACUGUCAACCCACCCACAUCCGCCCCGGUACCACCAAGGGCGACGACGACGGCGGCGACCACCACCGGCGGCAGGACUCUCGGAGGGACAGAAACAGAAGGAGGAGGAAGUAAUGACCCAAAGAGCAAAGCCGCUCAAGCAGCUAUGGCUCGAUUCCAAAAAGAUCAAGGGUCAGGUGCCGACCUCUCCAAGAAGUUGCGAGCGCAAAAGGGCAUGACGCGUGACGCGCUGCUUAAGGAGGAGAGUGAGCGGGAGAGGGCGAGGAGGGCGGCUGAGCAAGCUGCAGAGGCGAGGACUUAUAACUAAGUAGGAUGAUUGUUUGAUGAGGCACGAGUGAUUGUCGGGAGGGUCGGAUGAUGGUUGGGUUGGUUCGCUGGUUAGGCGGUGCGUGGUGCUUUGGGAUGAUGAUUUGCAUAUGGUGGUUGAUGG
This is a messenger RNA of Neurospora tetraspora, 730 nucleotides long. RefSeq lists its product as uncharacterized. The transcript has 2 exons. The record is from RefSeq and is a predicted model, not a curated record. NCBI's taxonomy places the organism in Eukaryota, Fungi, Ascomycota, Sordariomycetes, Sordariales, Sordariaceae. Bases 164 to 607 code for a protein of 147 amino acids.